UCCAACAAGGGGAACUCUGCAGCAGCCCAGCCUGACUCUCACAACUUAUCUCCACCCAACAGGAUCAUGAAGACCUCCACGGCUACUUUCGCUGUACUUUUUGUGGCUGUCCUUUGCUACCAGGUCUCCUCUUCUCCAGCUUCUGUCAACUUUUCAGGCCCCUGCUGUGUCAGGUACAGUUCCAAAGCAUUUCCUGUGAGUCGUGUGGUGAAGUACGAGCACACAGGCAGCCACUGCUUCCAGCCAGCCGUGAUAUUCACCACGGUGGCAGGCAAGACGGUCUGUGGCAAACCUGGCGACAGGUGGGUCCAGGACAUCGUGAAUCCCCAAAGGGACCAGGCAAGCAGUGGAUGAACCUCGUCCUGCUCCCUCCAGGCAUCCCCUCUGCAAGGUCCUGCUCCCCUGAGCAGAGACAUCUCCUUGUUCUCUUGUUGCCUGUGAAUUUAUUUAAUGCAGCGUU
This is a messenger RNA of Apus apus (common swift), 460 nucleotides long. Its product is annotated as C-C motif chemokine 4 homolog. Gene Ontology annotation, cellular component: extracellular region. The transcript is spliced from 3 exons. Gene Ontology annotation, biological process: inflammatory response; neutrophil chemotaxis; cellular response to type II interferon. NCBI's taxonomy places the organism in Eukaryota, Metazoa, Chordata, Aves, Apodiformes, Apodidae. The coding region runs from base 67 to 354 and encodes 95 amino acids. Gene Ontology annotation, molecular function: chemokine activity; CCR chemokine receptor binding. The record is from RefSeq and is a predicted model, not a curated record.